GUUUCAUAACCGAUCCGGUUCAAUUAAGCGUGUGUUGACAGAGCAAAACCCUGUUCUUCGCGAUCUUUGACGGAUAUUUUGCUAACUGCUAAAGUCAGAUAAAUAGCUUUUACUUGGAGACUUGAAUCAGCAGGAACGAGGAGUCACACUGGCGUAUCUGGCUGAUUUAGGAGAGGUUUUUUUGGACUGGAUACAGUAGACAUACACUCUGGGAUGGGGAUUGGAGAGUGCAUUUGCUUUGUGCACUGAGUGUGAGUUUGGGAAGAGAAGAGUGAUCGACAGCGCGUUCUCCAUUACAGAGGCACCUGAGUGAUACAGAAAUGAAAUUCCUCUGCAAGUCGCUUCUUUUUGGCUCGUGCUUUCUGUCCGUUUUUUGUUCAUGGGCAAUUCCCAGAUUAAUGCUGCGACAAGAUAAUUCAAGUCAGCCGCUAAUCUAUAGUAAAAAUGUGAGCCAUACUGUCUUCUGCCUUCAACAUGGAUCUGAGAACUUGCUCUUGGGGCAACUAAACUCUGUGCUGGAGCUGAACGAUGGUGGUGUAGUAGAGAACUUCACCCUGACAGAUAACGGAGAUGACUUUUGCGAUGGGAGCUCUUGUGAAAUCGUCAUAACAGUAAUCGAAGAAUUCCAGGAUUGGCUUUUUAUCUGUGGGACAAAUGGAAGACAACCAACGUGCUGGAAGCUGGAUCCCAGAAAAAACAAUCGCUCCCUUGUGGUUGUGGAAAGUAUUGAUGGCAGUGGCAUCUCACCUUACAAAUACUCACAAAACUCUCUGUCACUUGUAGUAGAUGGAGACCUUUAUGCUGCAGCGCCACUUUACUUGGAUGGAACAUCACUACAUUUCCGAAGGCAAGCUGGCAGCCAAAACAAAUUAUGGAUGUAUGAUCCAUGGAUUACAGAACCAACAUUUAUAUCAGCUUUUGUGGCCAGCAGACCUGAAGACCCAUUGAAUGAGAAAAUUUAUGUUCUCUUUCGAGAGAAAAACUCAGACAGCAGUCCAGAAGCUGACCCCUGGAUCUCUAGGGUGGCCAGAGUAUGCAAGAUUGACAAAGGAGGGCCUAAGAGAUUUUUCCAAAACAUUUGGACAUCUUUUCUGAAGGCACGCCUUGUGUGUGCGAUUCCUGGAGAGUCGCUAUAUUUUAAUCGUCUGCAAGACAUCUUUGUGCUACACUCUGAUAACUGGAAGGAAUCUCUUGUCUAUGCUCUUUUCUCAAGCAGCUGGAAUGCCACGGCUGUUUGCAUAUACUCCUUAGCUGAGCUUGAUGACAUUUUUGAGAAGUCCAGCUUCAAAGGAUACAAUGAAGAUAUUCCCAACCCAAGGCCAGGAACCUGUGUGGGGGACAGUAGGUCUCUGCCCACCCCUACUAUCCGUAUUGUUAGAAACCAUCCAGAGAUGACUGACUGGGUCCAUCCCAUACAGAAACAUGCUCCUUUCUACAUCAGCAAUAACAAUUACACCAAAAUUGCAGUGGAUAGGGUGCAGGCCUCAGAUGAAAAAAUGUACAAUGUGUUGCUGCUUGCCACAGACACUGGAACGAUCCAUAAGAUAUUGGAGCAUGAUUCCAAAGCCUUUAUAAUUUCUGAGACAAGUCUUUGCAGUGGCGCUGCUCCUGUUCUGUCUAUGAAACUACACUCUGAAAAGAGAAAGUUGUUUGUUGGAUAUCCUGGGCAAAUGUCUGUCUUAGAUCUGCAGGCGUGCCAGGACUAUAAUACAUCCUGUGAAGACUGUGUUCUUGCCAGGGACCCAUACUGUGCUUGGACUGAAAAUGGAUGCACCUCACAAAUUAAAGGGGGGAUUCAAAAUAUUGCCACUGGUGAGCCACACAUAUGUUCCAUAAAUUCAGCUCUAAAAAGACUCAAGCGAGAUGUACCAUCUUCAGUUUCAACCCCUCCAAUAGUGCACACUGUGCCCAAGGGUUUCCCUUUCUACCUUUCCUGCCCAAUUGACUCCCAUCAUGCCACCUACAGCUGGGAGCACAGAGGUGAAAGUGAACCAUGCCAGAGGACUCAGUCUGACUGCCUCUAUCUAAUAAAAUCUGUCAGUGCACAUGAUUAUGGAAUGUACAGCUGUGUGUCAAGGGAGCGUAACUACAGCAAAAUGGUUAAAGUAUAUCAACUGAAUGGUCCCUCUGAGCCACGGACCCUAAACAGAGCCUUCAAACUCACAGCUGAGAAAGAAUGGCUGUUGGCUGUAUUCACUGCACUUCUUUUCAGAGAACACUAAUCUGUCUAAAGAGCAGUAUAUCUGCUUCUGUCCUUAAGCUUCUUUCCCUCUUGGUCUUAGUCAGUAAUGCAAUAAUAUCAAAGGUUGCCAGGGAAAGCAAGUGCGUGUGCAUGAAGUGCACGUAAAAAGAAACUAGACAAAAGUGUAGGUCAGUGGAUGUGAUGGGAGAGGGUGAUACCACUCCCAAGAAUUUCCUUCCAUUACUGCUGGGUCUUCAUCCUGUAUAAAGUCUAGCCACUGAGCCAUGUUCAAAUACAGUUAGGUCUGGAAGUAUUUGGACAAUGACAGAGUUUUUGUGAUUUUGCCUUUAUACACCACCACAAUGGAUAUGAAAUAAAACAAUCAAAAUGUGAUCGAAGUGUAGACUUUCAGCUUUAUUUUAAGAGGUUCCACAAAAAUAUGGCAUUUACCAUUUAGGAAUUACAGCCAUUUUAGUAGCAAAGUACUUCCAUUUUCAGGGGCUUAAAGGUAUUUGGACAAUUGACUGACAAGAAGUUAAUUGACCAGAUGCGGUCCAUUCCCUUGUUACUUCAAGACAAAUGAAGCAGAUAAAAGCUCUGGAGUUGAUAUCAGGUAUUGAGUUGGCAUUUGGCAGCUGUUCGACUGGAGCUACCAAUAUGAAGUCCAAGGAGAUCUCAAUGCAAGUGAAAGAGGCCAUCAUUAGGCUGAAAAAACAACAUAAAUCUAUAAGAGAGAUAGCAAAAACCUUAGGUGUGGCCCAAUCAACAGUUGGGUACAUUCUUGAAAAGAAAGAAAGCACUGGUGAGCUCAACAACAUCGAAAGGCCUGGAAGACCAUGGAAGACAACUAAAGUGGAUGAUCGUAGGAUCCUUUCCUUGGUGAAGAAAAACCCCUUCACAACAUCAACAGAAGUCAAGAAUACUCUGGAAAAGGUAGGCGUAUCAUUGUCAAAAUCUACAAUCAAGAGACGCCCUCAUGAAUGUAAAUACCGAUGGUUUACAACAAGGUGCAAACCUUGGUAACAUUCAAGAACAGGAAAGCCAGAUUAGACUUUGCCAGAAACACCUAAAAAAGCCCCCUAUGUUCUGGAAUAAGAUUCUUUGGACUGAUGAAACCAAGAUUAACUUGUACCAGAAUGAUGGGAAGAGAAAAGUAUGGCGAAAGAAAGAAACAGCUCAUGAUCCAAAGUAUACCACAUCAUGUCAAACAUAGUGGAGGAAGUGUUUUGGCAUGGGCAUGUAUGGCUGCCAAUGGAAUGGGCUCACUGGUGUUUAUUGAUGUGACUGCUGACGGAAGUAGCAAGAUGAAUUCUGAGGUGUAUAGGGCUAUACUCUCUGCUCACAUUCAGCCAAAUGCUACAAAACUGAUAGUACGCCACUUCACAGUGCAGGUGGAUAAUGACCCUAAACAUACUGUGAAAGCAACUCAAGACUUUUUGAAGGCAAAAAAAUGGAAUAUUCUUCAAUGGCCAAGUCACCUGAUCUCAACCCAAUAGAGCAUGCUUUUCACUUACCAAAGACAAGACUGAAGGCAGAAAGACCCACAAACAAGCAGCAACUGAAGGCUGUGAAGGCCUCGCAAAGCAUCUCCAGGGUGGAAACUCAGAGCUUGAGGUUUAAGAACAUGGGCUCUAGACUUCAGGCAGUCAUUGACUGCAAAUGAUUUUCAUCCAAGUAUUAAAAUUAUGGUUAUAUUUACAAUUAUGUCACUUUGUCCAAAUACCUUUGAGCCCCUGAAAAUGGAGGUACUUUGUUGAAAAUGGCUGUAAUUCCUAAAUGGUAAAUGCCAUAUUUUUGUGGAACCUCUGGACCUAACUGUAUAAGCAAUGAAAUGGCUCAUAAUUAGGUGUGGUCUAAAGUAAUUUAACAGGGAGGUUAGAGCACAGUGAGAUCAUUUAGUCAGUGAGAUCAUGUAAAAGUGAGGCUCCCUCAAACAUUUAAUGAAGAGAGGAUAAUAAUUAUAAACCAGGGAUUUACACCGAUCAGCCAUAACAUUAUGACCACCUGCCUAAUAUUGUGUUGGUCCCCCUUUUGCUGCCAAAACAGCCCUGACCCGUCAAGGCAUGGACUCCACUAGAUCCCUGAAGGUACUUGUGUUGUGUUGUGGUAUCUGGCACAAAGACAUUAACAGCAGAUCCUUUAAGUCCUGUAAGUUGCGAGGUGGGGCCUCCAUGGAUCGGACUUGAUGGCCAGCACACCCCACAGAUGUUCGAUUGGAUUGAGAUCUGGGGAAUUUGGAGGCCAAGUCAACACCUUGAACUCUUUGUCAUGUUCCUCGAACCAUUCCUGAACAAUUUUUACAGUGUGGCAGGGCGCAUUAUCCUGCCGAAAGAGGUCACUUCCAUUAGGGAAUACCGUUAGCAUGAAGGGGUGAACCUGGUCUGCAACAAUGUUUAGGUAGGUGGUAUGCAUCAAAAUAGCAUCCACAUAAAUGCCAGGACCCAAGGUUUCCCAGCAGAAUGUUGCCCAGAGAAUCACACUGCCUCCGCCAGCUAGCGUUUUUCCCAUAGUGCGUGCUGGUGCCAUCUCUUCCCCAGGUAAACGAUGCACAUGCACCUGGCCUUCCACAUGAUGUAAAAGAAAAUGUGAUUUAUCGGACCAGGCCACCUUCUUACAUUGCUCCGUGGUCCAGGUCUGAUGCUCACCUGUCCAUUGUAGGCACUUUUGGCAGUGGACAGAGGUCAGCACGGGCACUCUGAGAGGUCUGUGGCUACACAGCCCUGUGUGUUCCAUGCACAGGGCCAUGCACUGUGUGUUCUGACACCUUUCUAUCAUAGCCAGCUUUAACUUUUCAGCAAUUUGUGCUACAAUAGCUCUUCUGUGGGACCAGACGGACUAGCCUUCACCCUCCUCACGCAUCAGUGUGCCUUGGGCGCCCAUGACCCUGUCGCUAGUUCACCGGUUGUCCUUCCUUGGACCACUUUUGGUAGGUACUAACCGCUGUAUACCGGGAACACCCCACAAGGCCUGCCGUUUUAAAGAUGCUCUGACCCAGUCAUCUAGCCAUCACAAUUUGGCCGUUGUCAAAGUCUCUCUAAUCCCUACGCUUGCCAAUUUUUCCUGUUUCCAACACAUCAACUUCGAGAACCGACUGGUAUUGAGAUAAUCAAUAUUAUUCACUUCACCUGUCAGUGGUCAUAAUGUUAUGGCUGAUCGGUGUAUAAUUUCUGUCAUGUUGGAACAGAUAUAAAGCUUUCUGCAUUUAAACAGCCAACUUUAGACAAGACAUACAGAGAAACCACAACACUAAGGCUCAUGUACUUUAUUCUUAGACCAUGCCAUAUGUGCUGGGUUUUGUAGGUGUUUAAUGUCUCAUACUAAACACUUAUGCUUUGCAAUAAACAGAAAUAAGAAGGACAUGCACUUCAUAUGCACCUUUGACCCCAGUAGGAUUUUUGGAUCCCAUAACGCUGGAAUGCACUUUUAUUUUGUCCCUUGGAGUUUUUCUUCUCCUGGACAAUUUUCAUUUCCUUGACUUCCCUUUGGGCCCAAGUCUAUUACAGACUCAUGGACUCAUGCUUAUCUUUCCCUUAGCCCUGCUGAAGGCACCCCUGAGUGCCUCUAAUACAUAUGUUGCAUUCUUGCUUGGUGCAAUGUUUUAGCACAUCAUCAGGUUUGUAAUAGUACACUGCAUCUUUUUGAAUUUCCCUGUGUGGAUAUGACACCAGCAUUAAAAUCCAGUGAUUAUGGUAAUAAAGAACACAGUGUAGCAGAGGGGGUGGGGGUUAAACAACAAAGACGUCUGGAGAUACAUUACCUUCUGCUUGUGAUAAGAAGUAGAACGUUAGAUGUAUGUAAUGUGAUGUGAUUUGGGCUGUAACUGAUAAGAGAUAAUGUGCAGGCAUUAUGAACACUCUGUUAACUUGCUGUUUUUUUUAAUUUAUUAUUUUUUUAAAUGGGCCAAAUUGCAAAGGACUGCAUGACUUAUCUUUGACUGGAAAGGGAGUAUAAAGGAUAGGAUCUGGUGGCUAGAAUAGAAUUAUACAAUCUGUAUAGCCCCACUGCUAGUAAACCCUAUCCUUUAUGCCCAAUUACCAUUCUGGCCUGGCAACAGAGCCCCUGAGUCUAUGCCCGGAUGGGUGACACCUACUUCCUUUCCAGAUAAAGAUGUAAAAAAGGGCUGUACAUAUUAACAGUAAUCAACUGGGGACUGAAUGAUGCUUGUGAGUUUCGGUUUGUCAGUUUAUAAGACAGAAGUUGCAUUUAUUUAUUUAUUUAUUUUACAAAAGUCAUUUAUUAUAACUAUCACAAGUAAAUUUAAUAUAUUAUUAUAUAUUUUAAUAUAUUAUAUAUUUUAGAACAAGCGUUGCCUAUUAAAGAUAUACUCUGAAACUUGUGUCCUCGUCACUGAAAGAAUGAAAGACUGAAUUAUUUUUAUGCCUGAGGUGUAUGGGAUCAUAGUGACUGUGGGCUGUUUUUAUUUUUUUAAACGUGUGCUAUUAAAUUAUGGAAAAACA
Pangasianodon hypophthalmus (striped catfish) is the source of this 6639-nucleotide messenger RNA. It is a transcript of the gene sema7a, whose product is annotated as semaphorin 7A. NCBI's taxonomy places the organism in Eukaryota, Metazoa, Chordata, Actinopteri, Siluriformes, Pangasiidae. The record is from RefSeq and is a predicted model, not a curated record. Bases 321 to 2222 code for a protein of 633 amino acids. Gene Ontology annotation, molecular function: integrin binding; semaphorin receptor binding; chemorepellent activity. The transcript is spliced from 14 exons. Gene Ontology annotation, biological process: integrin-mediated signaling pathway; positive regulation of macrophage cytokine production; positive regulation of ERK1 and ERK2 cascade.